AUGUCGUACGUCGUGCAAGCAAGUCUCUUCGCAGGCGGUCUGGUUGUCGGAGCAGGAGGAGCCGUGCUGCUUUCGAGCAGCUCCCACAAGCCAUCGCCUGCCUCAGCCGCACCGACCCAACAGGCCGCAUCUCCUGGCACACCGGCGCUCACAUCGACCCCACCCACAGCCGUCGUCGACUCCGGCUUCACAGCCUCCGACCAGCUCGGACCAGCUGGCUACCCCGGACCUGUCUCCGACUUUCUCCAUCACGCCGCGUACGUUUCCUCCUACGACCGUCGACUGCGUCACCCCUCCUGGACCGCGGAGCACCUCACCUCGGCGUCGCUUCAACGACCACCGAAUGCACCUAAAUCCGAUCGAUCCAAUUCCGUCUUCAAGGAAGACCUUCGCAUUCCCGAGAUGUUUCGUGCCAAGAUGGCCGACUACUUUCGUUCGGGCUACGAUCGAGGACACAUGGUUCCUGCUGCCGAUGCCAAGUCCUCGCAGCUCGCGAUGGAUGAGACCUUCCUGCUCACGAAUAUUGCACCUCAAGUGGGCGUCGGGAUGAAUCGAGACUACUGGGCUCACACCGAAGACUUUGUCCGUCGUCUCACGUCUCGCUUCGCCGAUCUGUACGUCUUCACCAUCCCCCUCUACCUCCCUCGCCAAUACCCCGAUGGAAAAUUCCGCGUCAACUACGAAGUCAUCGGAACCCCUCCCAACGUCGCCGUACCCACGCACUUUGCCAAAGUCAUCUUGGGCAUCGGUGAGGCAAAAGACUCGCUCCCCGCACCAGGACCGAAACCGGAAUGGAAGGGCGCACUGGGCAAAGUAGGGUUGGGUCAUGGAAGCGGGUUGAUGGCGUUGGGUGCGUUUGUCAUGCCGAACAGUGUGAUCCCGAACGAGGCCAAGUUGGAGAGCUUUGCCGUGCCCGUGGAGACGGUGGAGAGAGCGGCGGGGUUGGAGCUGUUCCCGAGGGCGGUCAAGGAGAGCAGCAAGAAGUUGUGCGAGACGGUCAAGUGCGAUAUUGUGGUGAGGGAGUUUGCGGACAAGAGCAAGACGUUGAGUGCGCCUCCGGCCAGAGCGUUGCCGGUGCCAACGGCUGCAGGGGGAAGAAUGUAG
Molecule: messenger RNA, 1104 nt
Organism: Pseudozyma hubeiensis SY62
Lineage: Eukaryota; Fungi; Basidiomycota; Ustilaginomycetes; Ustilaginales; Ustilaginaceae
Product: nuclease
Exons: 1
Coding region: 1-1104 (367 amino acids)
Biological process (GO): apoptotic DNA fragmentation
Cellular component (GO): mitochondrial inner membrane; nucleus
Molecular function (GO): RNA endonuclease activity; nucleic acid binding; metal ion binding
Source: RefSeq, a predicted model, not a curated record